Molecule: messenger RNA, 354 nt
Organism: Dacryopinax primogenitus
Lineage: Eukaryota; Fungi; Basidiomycota; Dacrymycetes; Dacrymycetales; Dacrymycetaceae
Exons: 2
Coding region: 1-354 (117 amino acids)
Source: RefSeq, a predicted model, not a curated record
AUGCACACCGUGCUCUCCUCCCUCGGGGUUGCGCAUUUCCUCGAGCCUGCGAUCCUCAGCUCCGAAGUGGGGUUCGAGAAGCCCGACCAGAGGGUGUGGGAGGAGGCUGUCCGAAGGACCGGGUUGGAAGGACUGGAUUGGGAGGGGAGAGGAGGGGUGCUGCAUGUUGGGGAUGAGCUGGCUGCGGAUUACUGGGGUGCUAAGAAAGCUGGACUGGAAGCGCUGCUUGUCCGACGGCAUGGUGAGUAUAGCGAUGGGUCUAGGAGGGAAGCUACAGAGGAUCUGGACGGCGUAGACGUCGUUCCCGACUUUGGCGGAGUUGUGGACUAUGUGAGAAAGCGCAAUAACCCGUAG